AUGGCUACCACCACACCCAACCUCGUGCUUGGCAUGUUUUGUGUUGGAGAUUUAUCUACCAUGGCCACAGUUCGAUUCGACAAGCCCGAAAAAGUCAAGGACCUCCUCGACGCGUUUGCAGCCAGGGGAUACGACCAUCUCGACACGUCACGCAUGUACGGCGCGUCCGAGGACCGUAUGGGCGCGGUAUCAGCGGGUGAUCGGUUCACUAUUGAUACAAAGGUCACAUCCUUGAUACCCGGUGCGCACACCCGCGACAAGGUCCUCCGGGAGAUCGACGCCUCGCUGGAGAGCCUCAAGAUCCGCACGAUCAACACUGAGUACCUCCACGUCCCUGAUCGGGACACAGAUCCUUUAGAAGCAUGCGAGGCGGUGAACAAGGCCUUCAGGGAAGGCAAGAUCAAGCAAUGGGGACUAUCAAACUACACCGCGGACGAGGUGGAGGACUUUGUGAGGUUGUGCGAGAAGCAUGGCUACGUGAAGCCUAGCGUAUACCAGGGACAUUACAACGCGGUUGUCCGAAGCAACGAGGAGAAGCUCUUUCCGGUGCUACGAAAGCACGGCAUGGCAUUUUAUGCGUUUAGUCCGGCGGCUGGUGGAUUGUUUGCCGGCAAUCAUCGAAACGUUCGGCCAGGCAGUCGCUUUGACCCAUCGCAUGGCCCCGGGGCUCUCUAUGCGGGAUUUUAUUUGAACCCUUGUAUCUUGAAUGCGGUCGAGGAAGCUGUGUCGAUGGCGUCCAAGUACGGGAUCAGCGGACAUGCGGCAUCGCUGCGCUGGACGGCGCAUCAUAGUGCCCUGUCCAGGGCUCAUGGGGACUCUGUCAUCAUCGGCGUCUCCAGCAUGGAGCAGCUGCAUUCAAACAUUGAUGCAAUUGAGGCAGGCCAACCUGCCUCGGCCAAAACAAAGCGCAAGGCGCACUCCCAUGCGGCUCGGGCUGCGCACGCUCGAGCCCGCAGGCUCGAGGUCAAAAGGUACACUCAGCAGCGGACCUUGACCCACAGUGAGCACAAACUCUUCCAUCACUACAUCACCAUAGUCUUUCCUGGUCUCAACGCCACCUGCCCUGUACUGACGCAGGUAUCCUCUGGAGCGCGGAGUCUAGCUGAGAAUUGGCUACUGUUCUCGUCUACAAGCUUCCAUUUUCUGAGAGGGUUCCUGCUGUCCGCUUGUCGGCAUCUGGCCAUGGCAUAUCCGGAGGCAGGGUACGAGAACGUUGCUCAGCAGUACAAAUGGAGAUACAUCCGGGCUCUUCAGCAAGAGUUGGCUGUGGGCCACGGUCUUAUAUCUGCCGCUACGGCUACGCUUGCGAUGGUCCUCGUCUUUGACGACAUCUCGAUAGGAGACUUUGCAACAGCAGCGCAGCAUGCCAUGGGCGUCGUUCAGAUAGUCCAUUCUGUGGGAGGUUUCGCGUCCAUGGAGAAGAUGGGAUCGUUCGUCCGGUACAAUCUGCUAAAUUGCGCACUGGGCGAUGAAAGUCUACUUUUUAGUAGUUUCACUUGA
This is a messenger RNA of Emericellopsis cladophorae, 1500 nucleotides long. RefSeq lists its product as uncharacterized. The coding region runs from base 1 to 1500 and encodes 499 amino acids. Gene Ontology annotation, cellular component: cytosol. The transcript is spliced from 8 exons. Lineage: Eukaryota; Fungi; Ascomycota; Sordariomycetes; Hypocreales; Bionectriaceae. The record is from RefSeq and is a predicted model, not a curated record.